Daphnia carinata is the source of this 777-nucleotide messenger RNA. RefSeq names its product phosphatidylglycerophosphatase and protein-tyrosine phosphatase 1-like. The record is from RefSeq and is a predicted model, not a curated record. Gene Ontology annotation, biological process: protein dephosphorylation. NCBI's taxonomy places the organism in Eukaryota, Metazoa, Arthropoda, Branchiopoda, Diplostraca, Daphniidae. Gene Ontology annotation, molecular function: phosphatidylglycerophosphatase activity; phosphatidylinositol-4,5-bisphosphate 5-phosphatase activity; protein tyrosine/serine/threonine phosphatase activity. Bases 148 to 711 code for a protein of 187 amino acids. The transcript has 5 exons.
AUUUAGUUGGGCACAGAACUCAGAAACAGUUGGCUGUGCCAUAGAAAGUCUGUCAUUUUCCUUCCCUUCCUCUGCUUCAAAGCAGACGAAUAGUCGUCAUUUUAUGACCUGCAAAUCACAACAAAUAACGAAUUUGAUGUACGUUCAAUGGAGUCGCCAGACAAGAUGUCGUCAGUCCUUGCCCGUGUAUUAUUCUUUCCGUCCUUAGCUUAUAAUGUAAUGAUGGAAAAAAUUUCAUCUAGACAGUGGUAUAAUCACGUCGACAAUCAUGUAAUUCUGGGAGCACUGCCUCUAAGAAACAAAACUCAAGAGUUGAUUGAAACAGAAAAAGUCAAUGCAGUUGUUUCUCUAAAUGAGGAUUAUGAAGUUAAAUAUCUCACACAUCAGCCAGAGGAAUGGAAAAAGUUAGGUGUUGAUGCUAUUCGAUUUUCUGUUGUUGACAUGUUUGAAGCACCUCCCCAAGAUAUGCUUCUUAAGGGUGUGGAAUUCAUUAACAAAAAAAUUUCUGAUGGGGGUGUGGUAUAUGUACAUUGCAAAGCAGGCCGAUCAAGAAGUGCUGCAUUAGUAGCUUGUUACCUAAUGAAGAAACAUAAUUGGACUCCAGAGCAAGCAAUUUUGCAUUUAAAAUCAGUAAGGCCACAUAUUCUUCUGCCUCCCAACAAAGUCAAUGCCCUGGAAAUCUUCUACAAAAGUCAUGUUCAGUGUACUUAAAAAUUCUGCUUGUGAAACUAGUUGGUUAGAGGUUAUUGUUCAUCUAUGAGAAAGAAAUAAAUAUCU